This is a messenger RNA of Akanthomyces muscarius, 2010 nucleotides long. RefSeq lists its product as uncharacterized. Gene Ontology annotation, molecular function: protein disulfide isomerase activity. Lineage: Eukaryota; Fungi; Ascomycota; Sordariomycetes; Hypocreales; Cordycipitaceae. Bases 1 to 2010 code for a protein of 669 amino acids. The record is from RefSeq and is a predicted model, not a curated record. The transcript has 2 exons. Gene Ontology annotation, cellular component: endoplasmic reticulum.
AUGAGGCUGCUUCAACUGGCUCUCUAUGCGGCGUCUGCCAUCGGCGUCGCGGCGGAGACGACCACUGAACCGACAACCUUUGGCGGCAUUUCUGUCCCUCCCCUGCCGGAGUUUUCCCCGACAACAUGGGGAACCGACGUCAACAAGACCAAGUUCACGGUGGUCAAGCACUACAGUCCCUAUUGCCACCACUGCAUAUCUUUUGCGCCCGUAUAUCAGACCCUUUACGAGUUCUACCAUACCAUGAAGCCUGGACCCAAGGGUGACGAGGCAGGCACCGUUGCCGAACGCCAUAGUUUGCAAUUCGCUACGCUGAACUGUGUUGCCCACAGCGACUUUUGCGUUGAGCACGAGGUCAAUGCCUGGCCCCAGACUGUGCUCUUCAAGGACGGACAGAAGGUCAAAUCUCUUACUGGCCAGCGGACCAUUGCCGAGAUGAGCGAAGUGAUCGAAAAGGCGCUUGAGGAGGACAAGCCCGGCUCUCGCCCCGCGGAUCUUGCGCUGCCCGAGCCUGGCGCUACAGAGGCCCCAAAGCCUGUCAAGAAGACUUCGGUCGUUGCCAAAACCUCCAAGAAGAUCCCCGACAACUACAACCUCGACGGUGUCUCUGUUUCUCUGACGGCCGAGUCGUUCCAAAAGCACGUUACACUCACGCACGACCCCUGGUUCAUCAAGUUCUAUGCCCCUUGGUGCUCUCACUGCCAGGCUUUGAAGCCAACCUGGGAGCAGCUCGCCAAAUCUAUGCGUGGAAAGCUCAACAUUGGCGAGGUCGACUGUGUCAAGGAGAAGCGCCUAUGCAAGGAUGUUCACGUCAAGGGCUUUCCCACCAUCCUUUUCUUCAAGGGAGGUGAGAGAGUCGAGUACAAUGGUCUCCGCGGCAUCGGUGAUUUCACCAAGUACGCCGACAGUGCCAUUGAUCUUGCCAGCGGUGUUCCUGAUGUCGACGCCAAAGGCUUUGAGGAGCUCGAGAAGACCGAAGAAGUCAUCUUUGUCUACUUUUAUGACCAUGCGGCCGUCUCCGAGGAUUUUGCCGCCCUCGAGAGAGUUCCACUGAGCCUCAUUGGCCAUGCCAAGCUCGUCAAGACGAACGAUCCGGAGCUCUACAAGCGCUUCAAGAUAACCACUUGGCCAAGACUGAUAGUCUCUCGCGAGGGUCGCCCGACCUACUACACACCUUUCACGCCCAAUGAAAUGCGCGAUGUUCGCCGUAUUCUGGAUUGGAUGAAGUCGGUUUGGCUCCCGCUCGUACCUGAGCUGACUGCCACCAAUGCUCGCCAGAUCAUGGAGAAUAAGCUCGUCGUCCUCGGAAUUCUCGAGAGAAAGGAAGGCGACCAGGAGACUAUCCAGGGUUCGCUCCGUGAGAUGAAGAGCGCCGCCAAUGAGUGGAUGGAUCGUCAGAUUCAGGAAUUCCAGCUCGAACGCAAGAAGCUUCGAGAUGCCAAGCAAAUGAGAAUCGAGGAAGCCGAAGACCGCAAUGACGAGCGUGCCCUCCGAAGUGCCAAGUCGAUUCGCAUCAACAUGGACAACUCGAACCGUAAAGAGGUUGCCUUUGCUUGGGUGGAUGGCAUUUUCUGGCAGCGUUGGCUCCGCACCACGUACGGCAUCGAUGUUAAGGACAAGGAUGGCGAGCGUAUCAUUAUCAACGACGAGGGCCGCCGCAAGUACUGGGAUACCACCGUCACGGGCAACCACAUCCUCGUCAGCCGCACGUCCAUCAUGGAGACUCUCGACAAGAUUGUCUACGGGCCCCACGGUGCCAUCAAACCCAAGCUGACCGUCUCCUUUAUCGAGAAGAUUUUCUUUGACAUCCGCGUCACCUUUAGAGACCACCCGAUCCUGUCCCUGCUCAGCGUCUGCGGCAUCGCCUACGGCGCCUUUACGUUUUUGCGUGCUCGCAAGGGUCGCCGCGGCGGCCACUUUCGCCUCGACGACUCCAUGGGUGGCGGCAUCAAGGACUUCAAGGAUGGUCUGCUGGGUGGCGGCGUCAACGGCAACACCAAGGCCGACUGA